Messenger RNA from Hibiscus syriacus, 821 nucleotides. RefSeq lists its product as uncharacterized. Lineage: Eukaryota; Viridiplantae; Streptophyta; Magnoliopsida; Malvales; Malvaceae. The record is from RefSeq and is a predicted model, not a curated record. The transcript has a single exon. The coding region runs from base 92 to 484 and encodes 130 amino acids.
UGAUCUCCAUUAAUUCUAAUUUAACACAAUCUCUCUGAAUACCAGUUACCCUAAGUUUUCUCUCUACAAUCCCUUUAAAUCAAGCAUUUCAAUGGCUACUAAUCUUCUCACCUUCCGUCCCGCCGGAAUCUACGCCAUUGCUAUUCCCGGUCAUGCGAAACAGGAUACCACCCGCCGUAAAAGUAGUGUUCCACCGCCUUCCUCCGCCAGCUGGUGGGGCCCGCUCUUUGGAUGGUCCACCGAGCCUGAUUACUUUGAUUCAGAUGGAAAAACCGAGGUCGAAGAUACAAGGAAAGUAGAAUCAAAGACGGAAACAUCGCAAAAGCCGGCGAGAUCGAAGUUUUCCAGGGGAAGCUUCACCGAGGAGAAGGCAAAGCAGCUCCGUAUGAUGACUACGAACACGGAGUCGUUUCACGACGCUAUGUACCAUUCAGCUAUCGCUUCUAGGCUCGCCUCCGAUUUCAAGGAUCGUUCCGAUCGAUGAUUAGCCAGCGAUUUGGGAGUAUUUUUUUUUCUUUUUUUAGGUUAGAAAUAUAAUAUAUUCUCGAUGUCAAUGUAGGAUCUGAUGGCGAAAUACAGUCGGCAUUUGAUUUAAACUUGAAUUAAAUUAUUAAACAAAACGAUUUACCAAAAAGAAAAAGACGACGAAUAUGUUUCACGUAUUAUCUUGUUUCUGUUCUGCCAUGGGGGAUUUGUUACUUUGUAUCUUAAGAUGAUUAUUAAACGUUUAUGGGUAUGGCAGUUUGGAUCUGAGAUUCUCCAACUUGCCGAAUAUGCUGUAUAGAACAAUCAAAUGACGAAUAUUCUAAAAUUUGAUUCUA